GUGUUUCUAUCCGAAUCCUCAUUUCACUCUUCUUACUUGUGCACGUGCCUGCCUGCUUCUUGGCUCCGCCAAUGCCCGAUGUUGCUUCUUGUUCUUGAGAGCCUCAUUUCCUGCCACAAUACCUGAGAUGCGCUGUUUGCAUAAAGUGAGAACAGUUUGCGCUAGUAGGGUUUCGCCCUUCCGUUUCUAAGGGAAACAGGUUGGAGAUCAAGACGCCGGAAUGCCCAAGAUGUUCGGUUUCUCUCGUCGCCGGAUGAAGCUGGGAAGAGAAAUAUAGUAAGAGAUAAUCCACUUGAGUCGGCCUUCAAAACGUCGGUUUAAAAAAUAUUGGUCUUCAAAGUUGAGAUUACAUCAAAUAUACAAGUCCCAUGUCACUGCCAGCAUGCAACAUGACACUUGGGGGCUAAUGCAAAGUCAUUUUUGCUCACUUUAUUGAAGACCUGACUCAUCACAUUGUAAUGAACCGGCUCUUGGGGGCUACCAAUUGCUCCUGUCAACAAUUCAAGGUUGUGGCAUUUAUAUUGAAGCAAGUCUUAAGCUGUUGCUAUGCUACCUUCUUAAGUCUUGGGGGCUACAAGUGAUAAGCAUAUAAGAGGUAUAUUUUCAAGCUGGAUGUUAACUUAUGACCCGGUGCCAUCCUUAAACUGGCUGAAGAUAAACCGACAAUUUUUGGCAAUGAUAAACCGGCUUUGGCAAUGAUAAACCGGCUUUGGCGAUGAUAAACCGGCAAGCUCUACAUCUUCAAACCGGCUGAAAACCAGAUAAGUAUUUCAAAGCCAAUAUUUUUAAGCAUUGGGAGCUGAUUCAAAUAAAUUAUUCUUUGCAAUAUUUCUAUGAGAAACCAAUAUCAUCAAAUUGAUUAUGAAGUUAUCCUAUUAACCCGGACUUUCCAGAAGAAGGAAAUGAUAAGGAUCUAAGGAUGAACAGGUGCCGGUUCAGAAAAACUUUUAAUCCGGAGCACAACCUGUCAAAUUUGUUUUUGUGUUUAUUUUGCAGGAUCAGUUUAACAUGGAUAAAUCCAAAUUAAACUGGGGGCUAAUGUCGGGGAUAUACCCCGCGGUAUGACCCGGCCGGAAGUAUGACCCGGCCAGACCUCGCGAUUCACUGGUGACCCACCCUGACUUGGCGGUUCAACAGAUGACCCGCCCAGAUUUCUCACUCACUGAUGACCCGGCCGAGCUAGGUCAUUCAUUGGUAACCCGGCCGACGGGUUAGAGGAACGACAAGACCCGGAGGCCCAAAAGGCUCAAGGCCCAGAAGGCCGGUUCACGUUAUGGUGGUCCGGUUUAAGAUGAAAGGCAUAAGGAGUUUAUUUCUUACAAGAGUAGUUGGAGUCCUACUAGGACUCUACAUGUAAACCGCCCCUUCAAACAUAUAUAUAAGGAGGGGCAGGGCACCCCUAGAAGGAGAAGUUUUUACAAGUCUAGAUACACAGAGAAAUCGAUGACUCUCGAGAUGAGAGAUAGCGAAACACCGCCCUUGUAACCGAGAUCAUCAUCAUCAAUAUUAAUCAAGCAGGAUGUAGGCUUUUACCUCCACCGCGAGGGGCUGAACCUGGGUAAAAUCUCGCGUCUCUCGCUCCCGCUCAACCCCUCUCAAGCUACCACAUAGAUGCGUUGGCCUCACGACUAAGUCCUGGCAUCUAGGACAUCUGCCGUGACAAUUCCACGACACCGGCCCAGCAGCUGAUCCGGGAGGGGGGCCCAAGACCGAGGGGGCGGCCCGCAGGGGGGGAGGCCCAUGAUGCGUUCGGCCCAGGGCACCACGGUCCAGCCAGCGAGGCAGGGAGGACGGGGCGAGGGUUUCCCCUGCCGCCGCCGUCCUCGCCGCGGCCGGCGCCGGGGCCACCAGGGGAGCGGGCCAUGAUCUUCGGGGAACGCGGAUGGGAGACAGGCGCAGCGCGGAAGACCCGAAUGUCGCGAUGAAGGGUCUGAAGGGCGAGACGCGACGGAUGGGCGGAGAACCCGCCGCAUGGCGUGGGGGCGCUCGAGGCACGACGGCCGGGGAGGCAACCGUUGCAAGGUGCCAGGACGUGCACGCCAGCCCCUGGUCGGACUGCCCCGGGACACCCCACGCCGGAGCGCGGAGGCGGCGGCGAGCGGUCCUGGGUCCCAAGGCGGCGGCUUUCCUGGGCGUCAAUAGCGAGGGCAUCGCGGUAGAACGACGAGGGCGCAAGAAAGCAUCACAACAACCGGCCCGGGGCGGGGGCGGGGGCGUGGAGACCACCCGGGGCACGACUGGCCGAGCCGGGGGGUCCCGACGCACAACCGGGUGGCCGGCCGCCACAUCGGCCAACUCCGCCAAGUCCGCCCAACGGAACGCCGGGGACGGCGAGGAGGACGGAGAGGGGGAGGGGGGCAGCGGACGGGGAGGCCAGGGGUGCGAGAGCAGCGGAGGAGGCCGCCGGCGGCGGGAAGGGCGGCCGCGGGCGCCGGGUCGCCAGGGGCGUCGCGGGAGCUCAUUUCAAACUCAGGUCCACGAAAAUCCACCCCCUCAGCACACAUCAUAAGCAGAGCAGAGUAUAAACAGAGGAUCAACUACUUAACAACAUAUUUCAGAUAAGUAGUACCACACUUCAUAACAGUUCAAGCAUAAACCAUAAACAUAAACAGAUCAAAGCAGACUCGUAGUACUUAGGAAGGAGGUGCCCCGGCCCUAGUCCCUGGCGGCGAAGGCUUCGUCGUGCUUCCCGCACUUGUUGACGACCUCAAUGCCAUCGUCGUCGAAGAUGAUGACCUUGAGGGUGUCGGGAGUGAGGAGUUUGAACGUCACCAUGUAGCCGAUCUUGAUAUGAUGAACGACUGUGUAGGUGGCCCAACCCUGAUCCAGGGUCAUCCUGCCGUUCAUCAGCUUCACCGUCACCUUCCAGGAGCAGCCGGUAUUGUUUCUAAGCUUGAACUCCGUCGGCACCGCGACGAAGUGCUUGGUGAAGUCCAGGGGCAUGGGGAUGCAUUCAAGCUUCGGUGCAAGGAUGACCUUGCAGAAGUGAGUUGGGCCAUCCUCCUGAUGGUAGUGGCCGUAGUUGUGGCGCUUGUUGCCGGGGGGCUCCUCCAUGCCCUCGUCGUCGCCAACCUCAGGCGUCUUCGUGUCUUCCUCGGUGGUGGGCGGCAGCACAACCUCGUCGGGCAUUGGAUGAAGGGGCUGCUUGCCCUUGUUGUCAACGGCCGGGAGCACCUCCGUGCCCAUCUCAUUGCUCUCCUCGAUCUGCACACAAUUCAUGGAGUCAGGCACAACACAGUGUUCAUGGCUUAUUGAAGAGCAUGUAGUUAAAACGGCAUGACUGUCACUCUUCUCCUCCUCUCCAUCGCUCCUAUAUUUACUCACCCUGCCCAGCACUACUUACCCACCCCCUCUCUUCUCUCACUGUCAACCUUCCUCUCCAUCGCCAUGAGCUCUAGCUACAACUACAACGCCAACCCCUUCCCUUGGGGUAUUGGCUGGAGGGCCUUCUUCCUCGGGUGGUCGGCUGGUGACCGCACCAAGUUCCAGAACACCAUGGAGGUGUGCUCGAACUUCGGCUCCAUGCCUGACAUGCAGAAGGAAUCUGAUGCAGUGCUCAUGAGGGCCACUGCACAAGAGCUGAAGACGCUGAUUCCUGACCCAGCGAAGGGCGCGAUGGCAGUUGACAUCAUUCGCUGGGCCAUGAAUCAGGCCGUCUCCGACGGCGCUAAACAGAGGAAGAAGUGGUGCAAGUACAAGACCUACUGGGCUCCUAAUGACCGCCGUGCCACAGUGUACUGGGAGACGGCAAUCGCGCCGCCGUCGGUCAUCGGUGGGGAGCCUAAGGAGGAGGAAGAACCGGUGCAGAUGCCAGCAAGGGCGCCGGAGCCAGGCCGUCGUACCUGGCAGAUCGACCUCGACUCCGCCGAGGACGACGACGACGACCCGCCACCCCGCACGGCGAUGAACAAGAAGAUGAAUGCCAACGGCUUGACCCGCCGCUUCGCACGCCCGUGACGGCCACCGCGGUGAGCCGGUGUCCGUUGUGUACCCCCAAUCCCCCUUCUGCAUCCGCAUCUACCUCUAUUCCGAUCUUCCAUGAACUAGUUUGAAGUACUAUAAACUCGUAUGAACUACCUCUACAUUCUUAUCUACCUCUAUUCCCCAUUCCCCUCCGCCGUGGAUCGAAUCUAUCGCCGGAUCGAACAGGAAAAAGUACCGCAUGUCGAACAGAGAGAAAUGCUUACCGCCAUUGCCGCGGGCCAAGUGAUGAUCCGCUCGCCGGUGAUGGAAUCUGGUGGUCUUCUUGCUCUGCUCCGAUCCGCCGCCGCCGGUGAGAGUUGGGAGAGUGGGGGAGAGUGGGAAAAGGGAGCGGUGAGGGGUGGUGAGGCUAAUAACUGCCGGCGCUUCGGGAAGCAAUGCGGCUUCUCGAGUGUGGCCGCGCGCGUGCAGCCGCCGCCACCCACGUGCACCACUCGGGCCUGGCCCUGGAGAAACUGCCGAUUCGAGCGUUCCCAGGCAACCAGGCCCAGGAGUGCUUUAAGUUUCGUGCCAUGCGGGCCGAACAGUAAAAGCAGGCGUUCCGCACGAGCCAGGCCGGGCCUCAUGCACGCAACCAAACACGCCCCAAGUGAUUUUAGUUUCUGUGAGCUAUAGACAUCUGGGUUCGUUCUUGUAACCUAGCCUUGCUUGACCAUCUUAGCCUUCCUCUUCAUUUAUAAGAUUCCUGUUUCUCAGGAGAGAAGGUCGAAAUGUGACGAAACAGAACCAUUUACUCCCCAGCCCCAUUUUCCUAAUUUGAUGCUUCUUUGUACUCUUAGCUCUCACAUUUUCCAUGGUCUUGUGAUUUUACAGGUUGAAGGGUCAUCUGCAUGAUCCUUUCCAUGGCCCCCGGAGUCCUGCCCAUCCCACCAAGCGGUCCAGUCACCUCACUGGAGAAGAACCAGUGGCUACGUCGGUGAGUGGCCGUCCUGACGACCUUGCUUGGCGUUGCUCCUCUGAUACUUUUGACCUCAAUGGCCGUGCAUUUGAAAACUCAGAGAACUGGGCAGUAUUGUCAACGGACGGGGAUAAACCGAGUCCUCGUUUUGAUCAUGCAGCAGCCAUGGUAGGGAGCAAAAUGAUUGUCUUCGGUGGAGAUUCCGGUAAUCAUUUGCUGGAUGAUACAAAGAUAUUAAGCUUAGACAAGCUUACAUGGGAUUCUGUGGCUUCUAAAGUUCGUGUAUCACCAGGUGGACGUUGUGCGCAGUUUCGACCAUGCAAAGGACAUUGCCUGGUUCCAUGGGACAAGACUGUCAUUCUUGUCGGAGGGAAAACCGAGCCAUCUUCUGACCGGAUAUCAGUAUGGACAUUCAAUACGGAAACCGAGAUCUGGUCGCAUAUGGAAGCGAAGGGCGACAUUCCGGUGGCUCGAAGUGGUCAUACAGUGACUAGAGCAGGCCCUGUUUUAAUUCUUUUUGGGGGCGAGGAUACCAAAGGGAAGAAACUACAUGACCUUCAUAUGUUUGAUCUGAAGUCCUUAACAUGGCUUCCUUUGAACUAUAAAGGUGCUGGACCUUCUCCAAGAUCCAAUCAUGUUGCUGCACUUUACGAUGAUAGAAUUCUUUUGAUUUUUGGAGGCCAAUCAAAAUCCAAGACCUUGAAUGAUGUCCACGCUCUAGAUUUUGAAACAAUGGUAUGGUCAAGAAUGAGAACACAUGGUCAUCAUCCAUCACCUCGGGCAGGUUGCUGUGGAGCUCUCUGUGGGACGAAAUGGUAUAUAGCAGGGGGUGGAAGCAAGAAAAGGCGUCAUCCUGAAACUUGGGUCUUUGAUGUCCUAGAAUCCAAGUGGUCUGUUUGUGUAGUACCUCCUAGUUCCUCCAUCACUACCAAGAAAGGUUUCAGCAUGGUUCCUUUGUACUACAGGGAUAAGAUUGUUCUUGUUUCAUUUGGAGGAAACAAAAAGGAGCCAUCUGAUAAGGUCGAAGUACUAGUGGUGCUGCAAAAUGAACAUUGUUUCAGUUGGCGGUCUGCCCCUGAUGCAGAACCCUUAAUGUAUGAGGACUCUUCUCCUAGCUCAAAGGAACUCGCGGAUCACCUCAACAACUGCGAUCCUUUGUACUCUAACUCUGUAGCAAGGCAUAGUCUCGCGACAACAGUGGAAAGCUCAUCUGGGAGGAAAUCACUCCCUGAUUCACUCCUACAUAACUCGAAGGUGGGCGGCUCAUCACUCCGCAGGCAGUUCCGUCAGGAGGAGGAAUGCAGCCUGGCCCAAAAACUGCAGAAGCCAAUCGACGAUGACAAGUACAAGGAUGUUGGCGAUUGUUCUGAGCUACCAUCCUUCGCAAACCAAAAGCAGCGGAGUGACACAUAUCAUUCUCCAGAUGCGGAUGCUAAAACGAAGAGGGUGGGCAGAAGUUCGUCUGACAUUAACCAUCAACAUGAUACAAAAAUCGCAAACUUGGUCAGGAGAAACAUGGCGCUGGAAGAGAAACUUUCAGCUGCAAUGGCGAGCAAAGACGAAGCAGAAAAGAACUUAUCUCUGGUCAUUGACACGAAGGAAGAGCUAGAGAAGAGGCUAGCUGAGAGAGACAGGGAGGUUGUGGCGCUGAAGGAGAAAGUGGGAGGAUUAGAACAGGCACACGAAGAUUUGAACAACGCCUCAAACACUGUCCAUGCUGAUAACGUGCGGCUCGAGCGUGAAGUGGCGUUCUUGAAGGCAGUCAUGGAUGAAACUCAGAAGGAGUUUUACUCGACCCGCGGAGUUCUAGCAGGAGAGCGCGCGAGGGCAUUCCAGCUCCAGGUUGAAGUGUUUCAUCUGAAGCAAAGGCUGCAAUCAAUGGAUGGACGGUCACCUACACAAAGAAAACCUCAGAAUCUCUAGGUUCCACAGGUCAAAUCUCAAAUGUGGAUAAUGAUGCGAAUACCUUGCAUCCUGAUGUAAACUAAUUGUUACCAUGCCUAUUUUUGCGUCAAAACAUCAGGGGCGUGUUUGGUUGGUUACCAUGCUUCGCCACACCUGGGUUGUGUGAAUUCACAUCUUUUGUGGCGACCAAACUGGGCAAGCACGGUAAUGAACCGAACAUGCCCCAGGUAUGCAUAUGUUCUGAUCCAUCGUAGGGAGGAUUGUGUGCUAGAUACUAAGGUUGUGAGAUGUGGAUUGAUUUGCAACUGUCUGAUCUAGUAAUGUGCAUAUCCUUGUUUUUGAAA
Triticum urartu is the source of this 7128-nucleotide messenger RNA. The record is from RefSeq and is a predicted model, not a curated record. NCBI's taxonomy places the organism in Eukaryota, Viridiplantae, Streptophyta, Magnoliopsida, Poales, Poaceae.